Messenger RNA from Symbiodinium natans, 792 nucleotides. NCBI's taxonomy places the organism in Eukaryota, Dinophyceae, Suessiales, Symbiodiniaceae. The record is from the annotation of a GenBank genome assembly.
GAUGACCCACACACAGCCCCAGAUGCAGUGAUGUGCGACUUGCAGACCCUCUCCGGUCUGCCCGAAGGUCCACCGACGUUGGCGGAACUGUUUCAAUGGCCCAGUUGGGUCGCUUGGAAACUGCAGGAGGUUUCGCCAGACGCCAAAGCAAUGUUUGAUCGUGUUCGCGCGAACGCAGCCAGUUUGAUAUGUACAUCCGAGUUCUCCGGCAUGGGUACUGCUGAAGUAAGUCUGGAGUUGGGACUUCAAGGCUUCCAGGACCAAGGUGUGAAGUUGUCAAGACGUGGCAAAUGCAGCUUGCAUGCUGCAGACAAAGCGCCGGCCUGUGUGGAGAUGAUGAAAGGAUUGGCCUCGCCCCCUGUCCAUAUUCAUGAUGACAUCAACGGGCGGCUCUCCCGGACAUCGUUUCAAGCCCUUGACGCCGUUGAGAAAUGGGCUGCUGAACAAGUGCUUGCCUUAAACAAUGACAAGGCAAACCAGGAAGCGUUGGGCAAUGAGAUCCUCGAGAAAUAUUUGGCCGUGCUCAGCAGGGAGCACGCCUUCCUCACGCAUGGUAUGUGCCACCAACAUCCUCGCAAGACAUGCCCCCUGCCACACACCUCCCUGAAGAAAUUGAGAAUGAAGCACAAGAAGCUGCUGUCAAUGAACGUGAGUGGAACUGAAUGCUACGAUGUGUCGUCUAUGGGUAGACAAAGGGGGCUGACGGGCCAGACGGCUCGCACACUAGCCCUUUGGAUUGCGCAAAGGCGCCUGGCCUUAGAGGCCGGUGCUGCUUGCAGGCUUUUCUUCUAG